CGCCAGGCCGGGGCGCGGCUGCGCCUGUACGCCGUGGAGAAAAACCCCAACGCCGUCGUCACGCUGGAGAACUGCCAGUGGGAGGAGUGGGGCUCGCAGGUGUCGGUGGUGGCGCGGGACAUGCGGGGCUGGGCGGCGCCGGAGCCGGCGGAUCUGGUGGUGUCGGAGCUGCUGGGAUCCUUCGGGGACAACGAGCUGAGCCCGGAGUGCCUGGACGGGGCCAGGGGGUGCCUGAAAGAGGACGGAGUUUCCAUCCCCCAAUCCUACACCUCCUUCCUGGCUCCCGUCUCCUCCUCCAAGCUCUACAACGAAGUGCGAGGCUGCCGCGAGCACGACCGGCACCCCGAGGCUCAGUUUGAGACCCCCUACGUGGUGAGGCUCCACAAUUUCCAUCAGGUGGCUCCGCCCCUUCCCUGCUUCAGCUUCCGGCAUCCCAAUCCCGAAGUUUCUCCGGAUAACAGCCGCUACACGGAGCUGAGCUGGCGGGUGGAGGUGGGGACGGUGCUGCACGGAUUCGCCGGAUACUUCGAGACGCGGCUCUACGGCGACGUCACGCUGAGCAUCCGACCCGAGACGCAUUCGCCGGGAUUGUUCUCCUGGUUUCCCAUUUUUUUCCCGAUCAAGCAGCCGGUGCCGGUGAGGGCGGGGCAGGAAGUGUCGGUGGCGUUCUGGCGCGUGGCCACGCCCAGCAAGGUCUGGUACGAGUGGGCGGUGACGUCACCGGCUUGCUCCGCCCUCCACAACCCCAGCGGCCGCUCCUACACCAUCGGGCUGUGAGCGGGGAGGUCACGUGACCCCUCCCCUGUGACGUCACGCGCGACGGAAUAAAGCACGGCCCCGCCCCCCUCC
This is a messenger RNA of Cyanistes caeruleus (blue tit), 849 nucleotides long. Lineage: Eukaryota; Metazoa; Chordata; Aves; Passeriformes; Paridae. The record is from RefSeq and is a predicted model, not a curated record.